UGAGUUUAAUGGCCCUAUUUUUGUUCAUUAAUAAUUAUAUACUAAAGAGUAGGUUCUCAUUAAAAGGCCCGUAAAUGCCUGCUCAUAAAAAAGAGACCUCUGAUUUUGUUCUCUAUGCAAUCCUAGUUAUUGUACUGAGGCAAGUCAUCAAACUCUUUAGUAGUCUAAACCUUUAAUUUGGUGUCAGAACAGUAGUCAUAUAUUGAAUACCCAAAUUACUAUGUCUUUAACAAGUAAUGCAAACACUCUGUAUUAAAAAGGUAAUGACCAUAACUUUUCUCGUAGAAUUUCUUGUGCUAAUUUUUUAAAGAGGACUUUUGAACUAAAUUUCCCGUGAAGGCCAAAAUCUCAUACUUUUAAUGAUAGUGGAGUAUAUAUGUAUGUGUAGAGAGGAAGGAGUGGUAAUUUUUGUAGUGGUAUUUUUAAGUGGACAGUUUACUAAUUAUGUUGAGGUAAACACUUUACAACUCUAAAAGGAAAACUUCAAUUAUCUGAAUGAAAUGAGGUACAUGAAAUUAAUUCAGAUGAGUGGGGGAAUCCUUAGUGUAAAUGAUGCAUGUCAAGGAAUGUGACCGCAAUCUUGAUAUAUAUAUAUAUAUUUUUUUCCUAUAUAUCUGUCAGCUGCUUUUACAGCUGUGUGAUUCUUUUUGGUCAUGCUGGGACUCAUUGAUGGGAGGAGGUAAAGUUUGCUUAAAAAUUUUUUUUUCCUUUGCUGCAGAGGGAAUCCAGAAUGUGGUAUUCUGUGACAAGCAUAAUUGCUCAUCUCUCGCCAUACUGCCUGCCCUUUUAGGUGGUAUACCACAGCCUUCCAUUUUGUCACCUUCCUGUCAAAUGUGUGUGGGGACUCCUUGAGAAUACAGGUUGAGAUUAAAGUCACACUCCUCUGUCCAAUCUCAAGAUGUUUGUACUUCCUAAAAGUUGUUACAAGUUAUAAGGGUGAUUGAGCUGGAUAAACGUUGAUUCCUUCCCUGUCCCCCUUAGAGUUUAAUAUUAAGCAGCAUAACCCCUGAUCUUUACAGAUCCUAACUCGAAAUGAAAAUUUUACUGAUUGAUUAGGGUUCAGGAAAGUUUUAGGAAAAUGAUUUCUGUUGCCAUUUACUAAGGUUUGCAGCGUUCUUGGGCUUCUGGCAUCCGAAAGCUAUUGUGUAAUCUGUAGAUAGCCUGUGUAGUUAUAAUGACAUUUUCCUCUAGGCUUUUUUUUGUUUUGUUUUUAAACAGAGACAAGCUUAUCUCAGCCACAGAGAUGUGUGCUGUCUGUCACCUCUGUGACACUGAUGAUAAAAAUCCGUUCAAGAAUUUAGAUGUGACAUCUGCAGCAGGUUCAGAUCUCUCAGCUAUAAGACAAACUGGAUACUUCGUACAGAUUUUCAUCUAUAAUGCACAGAGCCAAAAUCCGUUACUGAAAUUGUCUGGACCAACUCUGGUACAGUGGAAGAGGGGACUACACAAAUGCAUGAAUUCCACGAGGUACCUCUGCAUUAGCCAGAUUGGACAUAUGUAAAGAGGGUCAUCAGUAUAGCUGGAUCAUCAGUAUCUGUGAAGGUUUGAAAGAGCCAAUGAGUAUUCUCAUCAUCGAGGCAUUCUAUGGAGGGUCUCAUAAACAGCUGGUGGAUCUGCUCCAAGAAGAGUUAGAAGACUGUGUCCUUUAUACCCUUCCUGCAAAGAAAUGGCAUUGGAGAGCACGGACAUCGGCCUUAUACUUCUCUCAGAAUAUUCCCAUCAGUGAGCAGUACAGGAUCCUCUUUGCAAGCUCAGUGCUUAACCUGACUGAACUGGCUGCCCUUCGGCCUGACCUUGGGAAAUUGAAAAAAAUUCUGUACUUCCACGAGAACCAAUUGGUAUAUCCUGUCAAGAAAUGUCAGGAGAGGGAUUUCCAGUAUGGAUACAACCAAAUUCUUUCAUGCCUGGUGGCUGAUGUGGUGGUAUUCAACUCGGUUUUUAAUAUGGAGUCAUUUCUCACUUCUAUUGGAAAAUUUAUGAAGCUGAUUCCUGAUCACAGACCCAAGGAUCUGGAAAGCAUCAUCAGACCCAAGUGCCAAGUUAUUUACUUUCCCAUCAGGUUUCCUGAUGUGAGCAGAUUCAUGCCUAAGCACAAAACAGCCCAUUUACAGAAGAUGCUCAGCGUUAAAGGAAACGAUAGUGCUGCUCCAUCCAUAGCCCUUCCCAAGCAGAGAAGUUCUGAGAAUUUAUGGAAGAAUUUUGAUUCAGAGUCUGGACCUUGUCAUGCUGCACAACAAGAAAACCUGGGUGGCUCAUUAAUGCAAGAGUCAUACUUCAAAACAUGCAACUCAUCAGAUAAUUCAACCUCUCAUCACGGGGAAAACAAACAAAAUCCGUGUGACAUUUUGAGUGGCAUUGAUCAGCAAAGAGCGUUGCACAUUGUCUGGCCUCACAGGUGGGAGCAUGAUAAAGAUCCAGAGAGUUUUUUUAAGGCGGUAGUGCGUCUUAAGGACUUAGGACUCAAUUUCCACGUAUCUGUCCUUGGAGAAAGCUUCACAGAUGUCCCAGAUAUAUUUUCAGAGUCCAAAAAGACAUUGGGAUCGUCUGUCUUACACUGGGGCUACUUACCCAGCAAAGAUGACUAUUUCCAAGUACUGUGCAUGGCUGAUGUUGUCAUCUCAACAGCUAAGCAUGAAUUCUUUGGAGUGGCAAUGUUGGAAGCUGUGUAUUGUGGUUGUUACCCACUUUGUCCCAAAGAUUUGGUUUAUCCCGAAAUAUUUCCAGCUGAAUAUCUGUAUUCUACACCUGAACAGCUUUCAAAAAGGCUCCAGAAUUUCUGCAAAAGACCAGAUAUUGUAAGAAAACAUCUCUAUAAGGGUGAAAUGGCUCCUUUUUCUUGGGCAGCCCUACAUGGUAAAUUCAGGUCUCUGCUUACAACAGAACCUGGGGAAGAUUUGUGACAGAUGGGGCUAAGUCACAAACUUGCAGCCUAAGGCAGAAUCUGUAGAACUUUCCAGAGUGUGCCCAUAUUUACCUGAUCAGAGAGAAAAGAAAAUCUGCAGAGGAAGCCGAGCCUGGCUGCUUGUCAUAGCUGACACAGAGCCAUCUGCCACAAACCUGUGGCGGCUUCAGAUCUCCAAUCCCUGCCACCACCCCAACUCAAAUUAAAUACAGAUUCCUAGAGACGUUAUGAUGGUUACACAUGUCCUCGGCAUCACAUGGAGGAGACUGUUCAAAAAAAAUAUGUGGCCUGUUGUAUAACCGCACUCAUGUAUCCCAUAUGUGGUGCCACAUUGAAUUUCCGGUUGAAUCCGUUUUUAUCCUUUGUACUGGAUGACAUGGUGCCUGAAUUCUUUCUUUUCGCCGACACGAUAGCAGCCAAACUGCAGCUUCAAACGCUCACACUUGGCUGGAUUUCUACCUAGGUUGCCAGGUUAUCAUUGGAACCUUCUUGUGUCCUCAAAGGGCCACAGGGUCUGAAAGGAGGGUCGGAAUGCUACUGGACUAAUUGGGCAGCCAUCUCAGAAUUGUUUGUGAGCAAAGGGCUGCUUUAGCACUUUUAGCAAAUUAAUGACUCUCUGGCACAGGAGUUUUUAAGUGAAGGUAUUAAUAAGGGGUCUGGCAGGUAUUUCCAUGAUUCACAGAGUUACAUUUGCAUUUAAUUUAUCUUAAAGAAAGUUGCAAGAUAAAUAGCUGUAAUUCAGACAAACAUGGGAAAUACACUAAGUGGGGCCAUCUUGCUCAUAAAAUGAACACUGAGACACUUGUUUUAAUUUUCUUUCCAAGGGUAAAAAUAGAGAAAUCAAAAUACUUCUAACAAAACCAGUAAUUUUGAUAUAAAUAUUCCUCAAAAAUAUUUGCAUCCAGCUACAAAUAUAACCUUUCCAAGAUAAAUGACUUAUGAUUCCAAUAGUCAAGCUGCUGUAUUUGUUGAUGUAAAGAUGUUUUGAAUGGCUAGAUUAUAAAAUAAAUUUUUAAUAAAGUGCCCACUGCAAGUUUUAAUUAACAUAUCUCAUUUACGUGUAAGUGUGUACAUCUAUCAGUAUGUUUCUCACUGAACACUUUCCUUGUGUCGGAGACAACGAAUACAAUUGUUUCUUUUCUGGAUGAACAAAUAUCUGUUUUGCAAAUGUUUGUCAGAUAUUAUGACAUUUCCAAGAUUUUUCUUUGCAUUCUGGAAAGCAGGAGGUAAACAUUUGUAGUCAUUAAGGUAAAGUCUGUUGAUAAACCAUCUUCUGUUUACUGACAGGUAAAUUCUAACUUUCCUAGCUUUUGAAAUGAAUAACUUCUAUACACUGCGGAGUGAGGAGCAGCCAGGGAGAGGAGACUAGACAAGGGCCAAGCCCGGCUCUCUGGCUUCUAGAAGGAUUGAGUGGUCCAGCAGGCAUCUGAGAUAAAGCAGGCAAAGGUUCAGAAGUCCAGUAGGGCCCAUUUGACAGGUGGCAAUAUUGUAAGCAGGAAAUAGAUCAAGGUCAGGGAGGCAGAUAGAGCCUUCAGGAUAGAAGCAGUCUUCCAGAUCAAAGAAAGCAGGAGUUCAGGGUCCAUGAGGCCUGGGAAUUUAAAAGCAGGAAGAGUAAGAAGCAGAAACAACAAGCUUUAUCUUUGCACAGAGAGUUGUCUCCCUAACCAGCGUGAGAUCCAUGAUGUAUGAUGGACAUCACGGCACUGGCUUCAACUCCUAGCUUGUGGGGAAGUCACUCAACAAAUUACCUCCUCACUCAUAAAACAAAAGGCUCCGGAAUUAUUCCAGAAGUCCCUUCAGGUCUGAGACUAUGGAACUCGGAAUCUAUGAGGUGUGAUCCUUUUGAGUGCAAAAGUUAAGAUAUUUAAAAAUGCAUGACUUUCUUAGACACUUCUCCUGGGCAGAGUUUGAGAUGAAUGAGAUGAACUAGACUAGUAAAUUUGCUUCUGUCAGAAAGGUGCCAUGUCAUAGAUGACAUCUUCUCAAAAUAAAAUUAUAACCUCACAGCCGAGAAACAGUUCUUAGUUUACUGUGUUUUACUACGCUGAAAAUAAUGGGCUCACAUUUUACAGUGGAUAAGAUAUAUGCACAACUGUCCAUAUAUGUUUUCUCACUAAUUGAUGGGGAAAAACCAUUAACUACGUUUCAGAUCGUACAUCCAAAACAUUUAAAUAUUUUCCUGAUUUUGGCAAAUAUAAUAUUGAAAAUUACUUGUAUGUGGAGUUUUUUUUUCCUAUACCCAUAAACUCAAAUUUUGUCUUAGCUGUGCCCAGCAUUCCUUCUGGAAUAAAAAUUUACAUUAAAGUAGCCACUUCUUAAAACUAUGCUGUCAAAUUUGGUAGUAAUGCAAAUAAGCAAUAAAACGUUUUAUAAAUGCGUAAUUCUUAACAUUUGAAAAGAUAACCAUAUCUGCAUGUGUGUGUGUGCGCGCUUCUCAACACCCAUGAUAUGGUGGAAUGGAGCGUUAUUAGGUAAAUUAACCCAUGUUUUGUUGAAGUCAGAGGAUAACGGAGAAUAAAAGUUGACUCUUUAAUUCCUGUUUCCCUUACUUGCACCAAAGCAAUCAAACA
Molecule: messenger RNA, 5472 nt
Organism: Diceros bicornis minor
Lineage: Eukaryota; Metazoa; Chordata; Mammalia; Perissodactyla; Rhinocerotidae
Gene: QTMAN
Product: glycosyltransferase like domain containing 1
Exons: 13
Coding region: 1557-2900 (447 amino acids)
Molecular function (GO): glycosyltransferase activity
Source: RefSeq, a predicted model, not a curated record